Molecule: messenger RNA, 2671 nt
Organism: Chenopodium quinoa (quinoa)
Lineage: Eukaryota; Viridiplantae; Streptophyta; Magnoliopsida; Caryophyllales; Amaranthaceae
Product: palmitoyl-monogalactosyldiacylglycerol delta-7 desaturase, chloroplastic-like
Exons: 5
Coding region: 510-1538 (342 amino acids)
Biological process (GO): lipid metabolic process
Cellular component (GO): endoplasmic reticulum membrane
Molecular function (GO): oxidoreductase activity, acting on paired donors, with oxidation of a pair of donors resulting in the reduction of molecular oxygen to two molecules of water
Source: RefSeq, a predicted model, not a curated record
UUUUAUUUUUAUAUUUUAAUCAAACUCUAAACACAUUCUCUCCCGUUAAUUUAAAAUCAUCUAUUUUCCAUCAUUUAUUUUUACUAUGGAGUAUUACAUAAACAAACAAUACCAUCUAAAACUAAGAGAUUUCCUUCCAACAAAAAAAAAAAUAACUCUAAAACUAAGAGAAACAACGUGCAUAUAGUUCAUCACUUAGGCUAAAAAACUACUCCAAGUUUUAAUUACAAUAUGUCAAUAUGAAUGGAAAACAUAAGGUUCAAAGACACGACAAGUGGCAUACACAAUUUACGUAAUGUAAGUUACGCAUGUAAUCGUGUAUUUCUUACCCCUUAAUCUAGCUAUCAAUCCACGUUAGACAACUUACAUUUCUCUAUCAAAUCUUUUGGCUAUUGAAACGAACCUUAUAAUUGAAUUAAUAAAUUUCUCUAAACUCCUUAAAAACCUAUAUAAAUAUAAAAUCCAUCAAUAAUCUAGUCACAAUAUUAACCAUUUAUUUCUUAGCUAUAAUGUCAUCAACAUCAAACUCCAAACUAAACCCAUCUCCCAUUAGCCUUUCCUCAAAUGAGGGAAGUGUAAGGAAAAGAUCAUCAACGAGUUUGGAAUCGGAUUUGGAACCAGAAUUGAGAUCGUAUUCAUAUAGAAUAUGGCGGUCUAAUGUUGUAGUGAAGAACCCAAGGAAUGUGUUUGCGGAAGGGAAAUGGGAAUCCUUAUCAGUUGGAACAUUAAGCGCAGUUGUGAUUGUUCAUGUGUUAGCUCUUUUUGCACCAUUUACAUAUAAUUGGGGUGCAUUUUGGGUGGCUAUAGUUCUAUCUUUGGUAACCGCGUUAUUUGGUAUAUGUCUUUCGUAUCACCGGAAUUUGACUCACAAAAGUUUCAAGUUACCCAAAUGGCUUGAGUAUUUCUUUGCUUAUUGUGGGGCCUUAGCACUCCAGGGGAGUCCAAUUGAUUGGGUGAGCACACACAGAUUCCACCAUCAAUUUUGUGAUACGGAGCAAGACCCACAUAGUCCUCUUGAUGGAUUUUGGUUCAGCCACAUGAAUUGGUUGUUUGAUGCUAACGUUAUUAUCGAAAGGUGUGGCGAGCCAAACAAUGUAGGAGACCUAGAGAAGCAAGCAUUCUACAGAUUCAUGAAAAGAACAUACAUUUUGCACCCAAUAAUUCUUGGAGGAAUACUCUAUGCUUUUGGAGGAUUUCCCUACGUUGUUUGGGGAAUGGGAGUGAGGACUACGUGGGUAUAUCACAUCACAUGGUUCGUGAACUCUGCUAGUCAUAUAUGGGGAGAACAAGCUUGGGAUACUGGUGAUCUAUCAAAAAAUAAUUGGUGGGUGGCAUUGCUUACAUUCGGAGAAGGUUGGCACAACAAUCAUCAUGCAUUUAAAUACUCCGCAAGACAUGGUUUUGAAUGGUGGCAAAUUGAUAUGACUUGGUAUGUCAUAAGGCUUCUUGAAGUUGUUGGUUUGGCCAAUGAUAUUAAGCUUCCUAGUGAGGCUCAUAAACAACGCUUGGCAUUUAAAAGUGAGGGAAUAACAUCUUGAGCCUUAAAGGAACCAUGCAUAAACUAUGAUGGGAUCGAUGCAAUUUCUAAGGUUUACUAUCUCUGUUCGGUUUAAAUUUAUCUGUCAUAUUAUAACAGUUUCAAUAUCUCUACGGUAAAAUAUGACAAUUAAUUUCGAAUAGAUGGUGGAUAAUGUAGAUCUUAUAGUUCAUGCUACAGUUCUUUAUAAUUAAUAUAUAUAGUACUUAGUAUAUCUUAUGUGAUUCAUAAACUCAAGUACAUUAGUACAUAGCAAAUUUCCACUAUUCUUUUACCUAGUUCAAUUGUUUAAUUAAAUAAAUUUAUAAUAUUCGUAUCAUACCAUUAAAAUGAUUUCAAGCAAAUUAAGGGUCAAAUGUUCAUUACAGAUCAAUUUUAUCGGGUCUAUAUCCAAAGAGACAAGCGUCUAGCUAGCUUAGUACUCUGUAUUGUUUACAUAAUGUUACAAUACAUAUUUUCAAACGAAUUAAUAAAAGCAUGUCACAUAUAAUGCGGGGAUAAUAAUCAAGGUCCGAGUAUAUAUAAUGUAUGGUUCAAAAUUUGAAGGAAGCUUGUGAUUUUUGAGGUAAUAAAGUAGCCACAAAUUAAAAGCAUGGUAACUUGUACUUUACUCGGUUAAAAUUAUCCAAUGUAUAAUAAUGUUUGACAAAAAAAUCAACCUUUUUAACGCGCAUAUAGCCGCAUACCUUGAAUGUUUGAUCCCCAUAAAUUACUUGAAGGUCAGAAAAAAAAAAAAAAAAAAAAAAAAAAAAAAAAAAAAAAAAAAAGAUUAUCUGAAAACAACUACGUUGUCAAAGAAGUGAAAAUAACGUUAACACUUUGUAUAUUAUUAAGGGAUUGGAAAAUUAUAAAUGAUGUUUAUGAUAUAUGAUUGGGAGACCUAAACAAAUGGUAUACCUAGAAGGGACAGGCUUCAUAUAAACUUCUUCAUGCAGGUCACCGUGCAAAAAUGCAUUGUUAACAUCGUGUUAAUUGGGGAACGAACUUUCCAAUUCUUUGCCGUGUACAUUUCUGCCAUUAAUCACCCGAGUAUUUCAAGUUUUAGCUCAAAUUUACUGCCUAGUUUAAACUAUUGAAACAACUUAAAUUAGUUCGUUACUCUGGCAAGGGAUUUUAGACACUCAUAUUAAAGUG